Naegleria fowleri is the source of this 960-nucleotide messenger RNA. RefSeq lists its product as uncharacterized. Bases 1 to 960 code for a protein of 319 amino acids. The transcript is spliced from 2 exons. Lineage: Eukaryota; Heterolobosea; Eutetramitea; Acrasida; Naegleriidae. The record is from RefSeq and is a predicted model, not a curated record.
AUGAUGGCUACCGAAGAAAAGGUUGUGAAAAUCAAAGGAAGAACCAUUUCUCGAAGAGAAGAAGAAAAACUUAGAUUUGAGAAGGCAAAACAAUUGGAUGAAAUGUUUGCUGCAGGUACUCUUUGCAAAACUUUACCUGGAGGUGGAAAGUCAAAAGCUGUUGCUUGCUUCUCUCUUCUCCCUGAUAUGGACACAAUGAAUACAAAUUAUUUAGCAGUUAACUUUGGAAGUGAUAACCAUUAUUUGCUAGGAAAGAGAGGUCGCAAACAUCAAUCUGAGUUAACACCUAAGGAUGCAAGUGAUUCAUUAUUACUUAUUAGGCCAACUGAAGAUAUUAUUGACUCUGAAAAGACCAAUGAUGAUAGAUUUGUAGAUUGUGCACAAUAUUAUGUUCCGGUAUCUGCCUCUACUCAAGAUGAAGAUGCUGUUCUCGACCCUUCAAAGAAUGUUGGAAAUAUUGUUGAAAUGAGACAACUCAAAAUGUUUUACACCUUCAUCAAGGAAGGAGUUAACUUUAAGGUGGUUGCAAAGAAGAGAAAACGUAGAGUAUUCACAAAAGUUAAAUUGGCAGCCAAGGGUAAUGAGGACGAAGAUGUUCCAUUCGAAGACAUGCAAAAUGUGUUGUCACGUGUGGAUGAAUUCCAAACCAAAGCUUCAAGCUCUUCUGGAUACACUAAGGGUUCAAGAUCUAACGAGGACGAAGAAGGUGGCGACCAAGACAUGGAAGAAGCUCAACAACGCAAUGGUGAAGAUUCCGAAGAGGAAGUCAGAUUAGGUAUUGACGAAGAAGCAGCAACAGAUGAACAACAUCAACCUUCAACAAAGAAGAAGAGAAUUGAUGAUGAGGACGAAGAUGAAGAAGAAGAGGCGAACAAUGAGAAUCUACCAACCUCUCCAAAUUCCGAAGAAGAGGCAACCAACGAAGACAAAGCUCCACAAUCCGAAGAGGAAGACGAAUAA